AUGAUGGAAGACUUGAAGAAGGUUGUAGAGAAUAAAAAACUGUUUGAUCGGGUUGUACCGGUGGUUAUGGGGAAAAGCACCGAUCCAAUUGCAUUUCAAGAUGCUAUUGCACAGUACACAGGUGAAAAGCUAUCAGAAACAACUAAAGAAGCAAGGGCUGAUCGUCUUAGGAAGAGACUUUUGGGGAUGUCCCAGGAUGGAAAGAAAAAGAUUUUGAUUAUAUUGGACGAUCUUUGGAACAUUGUUGACCUCAAAGAUAUUGGACUAGCGAGUCCUUGGCCAAAGGGCUUUAAGUUAUUUCUCACAUCACGCUAUGAAACGCUUUGCUGUCAGAUGGGUGUUGAAGUUAGCUCAAUUUUGAACAUCCUUCCUUUAAAAGAACCAGAAGCAAUACAAUUAUUCUGGGAAACCAUGGGACUUUCAGAUGGUGAUGCUGAUCAUGAACUCCAUAAGGUAGGAGAAGAUAUUGUAAAGAGGUGUGGUGGGUUGCCGAUGGCCAUAAACACUAUUGCCUUGUCUCUUAAAGGUAAAAUAAAAGAUGCAUGGAAACUUACACUUUUACGUUUACGUCGGCAUGACCUUCAAGACCUUCAAGACCUUCAAGGCCGUUAUGAUGUUGUCCAUCACAUAUUUAAGAUAAGCUACGAAGGUCUCCCAUUAGAUGAUAAGGAGAUUUUCAUUCUUAGUGGCAUAUUUCCUGAUGACUUUAAUAUUCCGUUGGAGGACUUGAUGAGGUAUGCAUGGGGAUUGAAGUUGUUUGAUAAUGUGCACAGUUUAUUUGAAGCAAGACUGCGGACUAACACUUCCAUUCACAACCUCAUACGUGCAAAUUUGUUGGUUGAAAGUGAUCGAAAAGGAUGUGUCAAAAUGCAUGAUCUUGCACGUUCUUUCGUCUUAUCUAAUAUAUCAGAAUUCAAGCAAGCCUCCGUUAUUAACCACAGUGACAUGUCGGAAUGGCCUAAACAAGAUACGCGGGAGUCUUGCGAAAGAAUCUUAUUGAACUGCAAAGGCAUGUCUGGAUUUCCCCGACACUUUGAUUACCCCAACCUUAAACUUUUGAAGCUAAUGAUGAAUGAGAAAGAGCCUCUCAAGUUUCCAGAUGAUUUUUAUGCUAGAAUGAAACAACUUGAAGUCAUAUCAUAUCGUAGUAUUCCACUAUCGUCACUUGCGAUAUCACUCCAAUAUUCCACCAGCCUGCGUAUGCUAAGUGUCCAUUCAUGCUCGUUUGAGGGUGAUUUAUCUUAUCUUGGCCAUCUCAGUAAUUUGGAAUUACUCAGCUUUGUUAACUGUCACAUCGAGUGCUUACCAUCUACCAUGGGAAAUUUGGGAAAGCUAAAGUUAUUAGAUUUGACAGGAUGCGGUAGGUAUAGGAUUGGUGAUGGUGUUUUUCAAAAGUUAGACAACCUUGAAGAGCUUUAUAUGAGAAAUUUUGAAAACAAAGUUAUGAGCUUCACAAAAGACAACUGUAAAGGAUUGGAGAUGGUCUUGGUUAAACUCAUUGCGUUAGAGGUCGAAUUCUUUGAGAGAAUUACUCAGUUGAAUAAUGUGUCCUUAAAGAACCUAGAAAGGUUCAGCAUAUCUGUAGGUUGUCAUUUGGACCCUAUAUAUGACAAUGAUGUGUAUUCAUAUGAAAAUACAUUGAGACUUCUUUGUAGCUUCAAAGAGGUUCGCGCAUCUGAAAUAAACAAGUUGUUUGAGAAAACAGAGAAGCUUCAUUUGGAAGUGAAAGAUAUGAUAUAUCUUGAAGAUAUUUUGAUACAUCCUUCACAAUAUUCUUUUUCCAAAUUAAAACAUCUUUCUUUUCAGAUGUGCGGAAACUUGACAUACCUCUUCACUGUUAAUGUGGCAAGUACUUUGACUAAUCUAGAGAGUCUCACAGUUAGAUAUUGUGAUGUUCUGGCAUCCCUGAUACAUGACGGUGGGAAUAAUGGAGUGGAGGUGAUUAAAUUUCUCAAGUUAAAGCGAUUGGAAUUGCAUAACCUACCGAUGUUUGAAGGUUUGUGUGACAACAUCAAUAUUGUUAUGGAGUUCCCACAAUUGAUGUGGCUGAUACUUGAGGAUCUUGCCAACAUUACUUGCAUCUUUGCUUCAAGCAACAAUAUAUCUGAAACAACAAUACCAUUGUUGAAUAAAGAGGUGGUGUUUCCAAAGUUGGAGGAAAUAAAAAUUCUUAGGAUGUGCUUGAAUGAGAUAUGGGGGUGUGAGGAGGAAGAUGAUAGGACUCCCGUGUUGAAAGUGAUUGAAGUGGACGAAUGUGAUAAUAUUCAGAGUCUUUUUCCAAUAAAUCCAAUGCCAUUACUGAGUCAUUUAGAAGUGCUUACUCGGAAUGCGUUGGGCAAGUUAAUAGCAGCUUGA
Erigeron canadensis is the source of this 2355-nucleotide messenger RNA. Its product is annotated as disease resistance protein At4g27190-like. The transcript has 3 exons. Gene Ontology annotation, molecular function: ADP binding. The record is from RefSeq and is a predicted model, not a curated record. Bases 1 to 2355 code for a protein of 784 amino acids. Lineage: Eukaryota; Viridiplantae; Streptophyta; Magnoliopsida; Asterales; Asteraceae.